Messenger RNA from Symbiodinium natans, 5331 nucleotides. NCBI's taxonomy places the organism in Eukaryota, Dinophyceae, Suessiales, Symbiodiniaceae. The record is from the annotation of a GenBank genome assembly.
AUGAAGCAGCGCGGCUCUAAGACCAACUGGGACUUCCAGCAAGAAAAACACUUCGGAGACGGUUUCAAAGCCUUGAAACGCGAAGCUAUGCUGCCGGCCAGGCUUCACCGGAUGAUCGACGAGCUGCGAAAAUGGAUGCCCUUCACCCCGUCAGCCAGGGUUGUAUGCUUUGGCAUCACCUAUGACGCAUCCGAUGAAGCACAGCGUGAGGCCUUCAUGGAGGACUUCCGGUCACGUAUCCUCCUGACCUACCGCUCUGGGUUAGAGCCCCCCUUGGAGCUGGCAGGGGGAGGAACCAAAAGCUCCGAUUCAGGGUGGGGCUGCAUGCUCCGAGUCACGCAGAUGAUGUUGGCACAGUGCUUCGUCACGCUGAGCCUAGGCCGAGCAUGGCGAUUCUCUGAGGCAGAAGAUCUCGCAGAAGGCUCUUUAUAUUUGCGCAUUGUCAGCUGCUUCCUGGACACCCCGGCUGCACCGUUUUCGCUGCACCGCCUCGUCGAGACAGGGCAGCAGGUGCUGGGCAAGGAGCCUUCGACGUGGUUUGGCCCAACAUCCGCAGCACAAGCAGUUGGCCACUUGUUCCAGGACUUGAAGUCCAAGGCCUCAGGCGCUCCCGAGUUUCUGAGAGGCGUGGACUGUGCAGUGUUUGUGGAUGGGCCCAUCUAUAAGACCAAUGUGAUCGAAUUAUUCGACGGUGGCAGCUCUGCGGUGAUUUUGUUUGUUUGCCGUCGGCUUGGGCUAGAAGAAUUCAAUCUGGAGGAAUACCGAGAAGGUUUGGAAAGCUGCUUUCAGCUCCCUGAAUUUCAGGGUUUAGCGAGUGGCAACAGCUCCUCGUCGGCGCACUUCUUUGUGGCAACCCACGGCGAAGACAGCAUGCUUUUUCUUGACCCGCACACGACCUCUCCUGCACUGCGUGUGGAAGGGGAUGUCGUGGCAGCGCACGGGCUGCGUCCAGAGAGAGCUCUGCGGUUGCCGUGGUCAAACCUCAAUCCAUCAAUUUGUGUGGCAUUCCUGGUGCGUUCCAAGGUUGAGCUUCUGCCCCAGUGUUUGCAUGUAGGUCAUCCAAUUGACGACUUGCAGAUUUGGGCUCAAGAGCAGCACGUCCGCUUUGCAAGCUCCUGUACAGCGCUUCGACUCGAUAAUGCGGAACCGAUCGCCAGCUUCUCUGAGACGGACAUUUGUGCUAACUUUCAUGCCGCGGAUGCACAUGGCAUGCGCCAUGUCGCCAAUGAGGCAACACUGGCGAGUUGGAUCCGCGCAGGUAUCCAGGUUCCACAUGAAUGGAUGCCGAACGACUUAGUUUGGGAGGAGAUGCUGAAAAGCUUCAAGUCGGGAGAUCCGGAAGGGCGCGACAGACUUAUGAAGUACAACAGUUUCCGUGCACAGUUUGUUGCGGACUUGCUCUGCUUCACGGCCAUGCACGCGUGCCCUCAGUGCUCUGCCAGUGCCAUGGGCUCCACGAAGCCUUCAAGCGAUCUUGACGUGUCGGUCACGGCAGCGAAAACAACUGCCAACUCUGGGCCAGAUGUACUGGUCAAGCGAUUUAAUGAAGAGUUUGCGUCAGCGUGGGGUUUGGCCCAAGAUGGUCUUGGCAUGACUUCCGCCGAAAAGUUCGACACGAACAUAUACGGUUUCGCAUGGUUUGAGGCCACCCCGGGCACAUAUGACUCUGGGACGACAUCUGCGGAGCCGGGGGAGCUGCAAAAGCCUUGUCAUGCGGUCCAAGAGUACACUGGAGUCCGCGACCCGAACAACAUCUCCUCUUGGCGACUUCGAAGAUUCAGCGCCGCUGACAACCCACACAGUGGCGAUGGCAUCGGCGCGCAGGACACGGAAGACCAACACAGCUUUGGCAUGGCCAAGCUUCUAUAUUACUUGCGAGAGUAUGGACGUGAAGGCGGCAUAGCUGCAUGCAGUACCGCCUCCGCAGAGGAGGCUGAUAUUGCCACCACAUUGGAUGACGGCACCAAUUUCACAGGAAUUGGUGGUUGUGGAGGUGAACUUGUGUGCACACCCAUCUGCGAGUUCUGGCACCAGCUUCGCCGCGCCAUCAUCCUGCAGGAAAUGACGCCUUUGUACUCCAAAAUCCAAGCGCUGACGCGUGCAGCAAGAGACAUCAUGUCAAACCUUCUGGCGUCACAUGCAAAGCGUGCCCGUGAACUGCUUCCUGGCAAGGAGGUCAGCUCGCGGCUAUGGCAGGAUCAGAUCAUGGUGCGCAACAUGAUGUAUGCGGAGAAGCUCUCGCGUGUGUAUGCUUUGGAGCGACAGCUGACCCGCAGUGGACCACGAGCCGAGAGGCUCAGCCAAUGUGCCCAACUGCGCCGGUCGAUCACGGAGUCCCUGGCCUACGGUAUCGAGACGUACUGGACCCAGGGUGCCUUUGAUUCUGUGGUUGGCCGCCUGCAAUUGAACCUAUUGCAGCCUUGCGUGAAUGGUUCGUCAUGUGAGCUGCAAAUCAGCAAGGCGGGAUUCUUGGAUUCCCUCUUGGAGAACCUGGCAGACAUCUUCAAAGAGCUAUCGCACAACCACAAGGAGUUUAAGGAUGCCGAAGACAAAGCGCGCCACUUUUUCCCUGAUCUCAGUUCGAAGGAACUUGCCAGAAAGCUUGACAUCGUGUGCCGGCAGCCCGAGAUGUGUGAGGCUGCCACAACAGGACAGUGUGAUGACUCGCAGCUUUGCUCAUUGUGUGUUGCGUGGCCCUCGCGAGACGACAGCUCUGAGACAGAGUGCGUGCCACGGACCAGUAUUCCCUUCUUCCACUUCCUUGUCGAAGGCUCCAAGUACAUGAGCCGGGCCUGGCAAAUGAUCCGCUUCAGUGGCACUCGAGUUCCCAACAACGAUAACGUCCGAGAGAAGGACGAGGUGGCCGAGAGUGCCGCGUACAUGGCUGCCUGCACCACAGCAUAUGCCAAUGAGCUGCAGGCAGAUUGGCGAGGCACGGGUCGGCAGGUGCCCCUUGACGUGCUGAGAGGGCGGCUGCUGUGCUGGGGGACCGGAUGGGUGCAAGACUUCAAUGGCUUGGCAAGAGACAUGAAGGCUGAGUUUUUUGAUCUCGGCAUCGCUCCAGCCUUGUGCAGAAUUGAAAAGAAGCGGUUCGGUAGUCCACGGGAGCAGGUCUUCGAGGUGCUGGAGAGGCAGCCCACAUACUGCGGCAGUUUGGAUGAGAUCACCGAACAAGACGAUUUGGCACGACAUGGCACGACGGAAGGAUGUUCCGAGGACGGUAAGGAAGGAGGGGGCAGCGAUGUGGGCGGAAAGUGGGAGCAGUGGCGGAGCAGGGCCUGGGGCCAGCAACACAGCUGUGACAUGAAGGUUUGUAUUGAGAAUGUUUGUGUUUUCGCCGGCCGUGCCGGCUGCGUAAAGCGAGUCUCGCUACCAAGUGUCGACCUCAAAGUCAGCACGAUUCGGGUAAGCAGCUUGGUGCUCUACAGGCAUGUAUGGGCACAGCGUCAAGCGGAUAGCGUAGACGAGAGUUUGUCAGACACCCUUGGGGAGACGGUGGCUCUUUCCUGGACGUGGCUCAUGACAGCGGACAACAACACGGUGCAAAAUGCAAUUGUCGUCUUUCAGGGUGACGGCGUCCACUGUACAGGCUACCAGAAGCCUGAGCAGCUUGGCAUCAAGGCGUUCGCAUCCUUUAUCUCACUCGUGUUCAUCCACCAUCCACCAGUGCACUUUCCCUCAACCUUAACCUUGAUUUUCGAUUGCAUGCGGAACCUCACGCGGCAGGAAGGUUUCCUGGUUACCCUCCCUGCAAGCCAUGAGUUUUCGAGCUGUUGCUUGAAUGCAGCUUUCGCUUGGAUAAAGUGCAACGAGCUCCAAGUUCAGGAGCUGGCAGCUGGCGAUGGUUUGUUUGGAGGAUACGCUGAGAUGCCGCGCAAGGACAGUUUCAGUUUCAAUGCUGCAAUUGCGGCCUGCGCCACCAUGCGGCAAUGGUCCCUUUCAGCUUGGCUGUUUGGCGCUGCAAAAGCAGCCCGUGCACUGCCUAACACGGUCAGUUUAAAUGUUGUGCUGCAGGCUUGCAGCAGCAACAGCUGGCGUUUCUCUUUGGGGUGGCUUCAGGCCGGCUACGCAAUGAAGAUGCAGCCUGACACCAUCACGUACACUCUGACAGCGCAGGCCGCUGGCCCCUACCAGCCCAACCGCGGGCUUGACUUGCUUGCAUCCGCAUCGGCGAGGCGCGUGGUGCUGAAGCAGGUAGCAGUCGGUGCAGCAGUGGCAGCUACGCGCAGCUGGUGGCGCUGGGCGUUGACGACUCUUAGUGCUUGCAACGACCUUGGACUUCGUGCAGGAGUUACAGCAUACAAUGCCGCUUUGGCAUCUCGGCUCCUUUCAUGGAAGCGGGCCUUGUCAUUGCUUCGUCACACAGCUAGGGAAGUUCGGAGGGACACCAUCAGUUUUAACUCCGCGGCAAGCUUGGCAAGCGAGACGCACAGCUGGGCAUCAGCUUUCACAUUGCUGGCGGAAGCUGUGGCGGCUGCUGUGCAGCAGGACGUCAUCAGCUGUGACGCCCUUCUUGGGGCUGCAAGCAAGAGCCGAGUAUGGGAGGAGCCGGUUCAGCUGCUCGCCGACUUCCGCAGUCGGGAACUCCGAAGCGACGCAGCUCUGCACAGCCGCAGCCUUCCCAAGGACACCAUGGGCUCUCACUGGCAGCUGUCGCUUCAUGGCUUGCAAGAAGUAACCCAGACAGCCUUGAUGCCUGACGAGAUUAGCUAUGCAAGUGCUUUGGAGGUAUUUGCCGAUGCUUGGGCUGAAGCUAUGCUGCUCCUGAUGGGGCCAAAUUCGCGACGCAGUGCUCACGCCUAUGCGACACUGCUGACUGCUUGCCGAAGCGACUGGCAGUGCGCGCUACAGGUGCUAGGCGCAGCAAAGCGCGACUGCAUGCUGGAUGCGUUCUUCGUAAAUGCAUUGAUCGAUGUGUGUGCCAAAGAGUGGCAGUGGCAGCAUGCUUGGGCGCUGUUGAAUCGGCUGUCUGUCCAGCGGCUGCAGAAGAACAUCGUGAGCUUCAAUGCCGUUCUGGACGCAGUCCGCAAUGCUCGAGCUUGGCGGCCAGCUCUAGAGAUUCAGUCACUGCUUGCAGCAGCAGCACUGGAGGCAGACAUCGUGAGUCAUGUCUCAGCCCUGCACACCUUCUACCUUGCAAGCCAAUGGCAAGUCCUUCUUGCGAGUCAUGUCCCAGGGCCAGACGGCGCAGCCGCGGAGGUCGUGGGGCUGCGCCUUGAGGCAGUGCGGACAGGCAGGCUGCAUGCCGAGUCGGCGAGGCUUCUGGAAGAAUUGGAGCAGACAUCAGCUGCCUGGUUGUGCCGACGGUCUGGAGGGCGAACUGCCAUUUGA